AUGGCUCCCAAGACUAUCAUCGCCCCCUCAAUCCUGUCGGCUGACUUUGCUCAGCUCGGCCAUGACUGUGCCCGCACCAUGGAGCAGGGCGCAGACUGGCUCCAUGUUGACAUUAUGGACGGCCACUUUGUUCCCAACAUCACCUUCGGCCCCCCUGUUGUUGCGUCCAUCCGAGGACAUGUCGAUCAGCCCACCGAAGCCCACGGCCGGGGCACUUUCGAUUGUCAUAUGAUGAUUGCAGAGCCUAAGAAAUGGGUCAAGGAAUUCAAGAAGGCUGGCUGCAACCUCUACUGCUUCCACUACGAGGCCGCCUUCUCCAGCGCAGCCGAGGCUCCCGAACAGGAGACAGAGGAAAAGACCAACCCCAAGGCCCUUAUCCGAUAUAUCCACGAUCAAGGACUUCUCGCUGGUAUUGCUAUCAAGCCCGAUACUUCAGUUGAUGUGCUGUGGGAAAUUCUCGAGAACAGCGAGGAAAAGGAGAGACCUGAUAUGGUCCUCGUUAUGACCGUAUAUCCUGGCUUUGGCGGUCAAAAGUUUAUGGCUUCCGAGCUGCCCAAGGUCCAGGCCCUGCGCGAAAAGUACCCAGAUCUCAACAUCGAAGUCGACGGCGGUAUCGGACCCAAGACAAUCGACGAGGCUGCUGGCGCUGGCGCCAACGUUAUCGUUGCAGGAAGCGCUGUAUUUGGAGCCAAGGACCCCUCAGAGGUUAUUGCCCAGCUGCGCCAGUCAGUUGACGCUCGAAGUGCAAAGUAA
This is a messenger RNA of Fusarium sp. VM40, 753 nucleotides long. NCBI's taxonomy places the organism in Eukaryota, Fungi, Ascomycota, Sordariomycetes, Hypocreales, Nectriaceae. The record is from the annotation of a GenBank genome assembly.